Molecule: messenger RNA, 1611 nt
Organism: Hevea brasiliensis (rubber tree)
Lineage: Eukaryota; Viridiplantae; Streptophyta; Magnoliopsida; Malpighiales; Euphorbiaceae
Product: probable leucine-rich repeat receptor-like protein kinase At1g35710
Exons: 1
Coding region: 1-1611 (536 amino acids)
Biological process (GO): hormone-mediated signaling pathway
Cellular component (GO): plasma membrane
Molecular function (GO): protein binding
Source: RefSeq, a predicted model, not a curated record
AUGGCAAGAUUGACUUUCGAGAAUCUACCUUCCCUUGUUUCCCUUGUUCUUUUCUUUCUGUUACAUUUUUCGCAUCAUGUUGCUUCAGACUCUACUGAUGAAGCAAAUGCUCUUCUCAAAUGGGCAGCCAGUCUUCAAAACCAGGAACAGUUCAACCUAUCUUCAUGGUCUCUACUUCCAACAAAUGCCACCAAUUCCAAACCAAAAACAAGCCCGUGCACUUGGCUUGGAAUUUAUUGCAACCGUGAAGAAAGGCUCUUUCGAUUAAACUUGACAAAUGCAGGUUUAAACGGUAUGCUUCACGACCUUUCUUUCUCAUCCUUUCCUGAUCUUGAGUUUAUUGAUUUCAGCUGCAAUGGACUUUUUGGUACCAUCCCACUUGAAAUCACUCUGCUUUCCAAACUCAGAUAUCUUGAUUUAUCAAAUAAUCAGUUAUCAGGGAUAAUCCCGUCAGGGAUUGGCCUCCUAACAAAUCUUGAAAUCCUGCACUUAGCUGAAAAUCAAUUAAAUGGUUCAAUUCCUGAAGAAAUAGGUCAGUUAAGUUCCCUCAUUGAGCUUUUCUUAUAUAGCAACUAUUUAGACGGUCAUAUUCCUGUUUCACUGUGUAAUUUGACCAAGUUGUCUGCAUUACACCUCUAUGAUAAUCAAUUUUCUGGUACUAUUCCUUUGAAAAUGGGAGACCUCACCAAUUUAGUUGAACUUUUCAUGGAUACCAAUAGACUAGAAGGUUCUAUCCCUUUCACUUUUGGAAACUUGACAAAGCUAACUGCAUUGUUUAUGUACCAAAAUCAACUUUCUGGUUCUAUUCCCUCAGAAAUUGGAAACUUGAAGUCUCUCAACUGGCUAAGCCUUUUUGGAAACAAUCUUUCUGGCCCAAUUCCAAAGUCACUAAGUGGUCUGUCAAGCCUCACCCUUCUUCAUCUUUACAGAAAUCAACUCUCCGGCUCCAUUCCUGAAGAGUUAGGAAACUUAAUGUCUAUUUCUCAUCUAGAAUUGGGUGAUAAUCAACUUAAUGGUUCUAUUCCUUCUUCCUUGGGUAAUUUGAGCAAGUUACAAUGGUUAAAUCUCCGUUCUAACCAACUUACUGGUUCUAUUCCUGCUUCCAUGGGAAAUUUGAGCGAGUUACAACAUUUAAUACUCCGUAGCAACCAACUUAGUGGUUCUAUUCCUGCUUCCUUGAGUAAUCUGAAGACCUUAAAAUUCUUAACAGUCUAUGACAACCACUUAACUGGCCCCAUUUCCUUGGGUAAUCUGAGCAACUUGUUGAUUUUUGAACUCUCUAGCAAUCGGUUUACUUCUUUUUUGCCUCAUAAUAAUUGCAUAAGCGAAUCACUUCAUGUUUUGGAUGCAACAGACAAUAAUUUGAGAGGUCCAGUCCCAGAAAGCUUGAGAAAGUGCACAAGCUUAGUUACAAUUUUUCUUGGUAGUAACCAACUCGACGGAAACCCAUUUGAGGACUUCGUUGUCAACUCAAAGUUACUAUUCAUGGAUCUAAGUCACAACAAAUUUUCUGGUCAGAUCUCAAGCAUUUGGAAAUGGAGGUCACAAAUAGAGACCAUACGUGUUGCAGGAAACGAUAUUACUGGCAUGAUACCACCUGAAAUCAACUAA